This is a messenger RNA of Dipodomys spectabilis (banner-tailed kangaroo rat), 1691 nucleotides long. It is a transcript of the gene Cd72, whose product is annotated as CD72 molecule. Lineage: Eukaryota; Metazoa; Chordata; Mammalia; Rodentia; Heteromyidae. Gene Ontology annotation, cellular component: plasma membrane. The record is from RefSeq and is a predicted model, not a curated record. The transcript has 6 exons. Gene Ontology annotation, molecular function: transmembrane signaling receptor activity. Bases 158 to 1111 code for a protein of 317 amino acids.
UCUGGUCCACUUCUUCCUCUUUUGUGACUGGUAGUCACAAGGCAAAGUGCAAAACCACACAGUCACCAAGAGAGCACAGGCCUGAGGGGGGCUGGCGAGGAGAGUGGCAAGGAAGUCUUAGAGUGGUAGAAGGGACAAGUAAGGCUGAAAGACAAGUAUGGCUGAGGCCAUCACCUAUGCAGACCUGAGGUUUGUGAAGGCCCCCCUGAAGAAGAGUGUCUCCAGCCGGUUAGAACAGGAUCCAGAGGACUAUGAGGAUGGGGAGCUCACCUAUGAGAACGUGCAAGUGCCCCCCGUCCCAGCGGGGGCCCCAAGCUUGGCUUCCUCUGGACCAGCCGACAAAGCGAGGGUCAAGGCCGCGCAGCCAGCUAAGAGAUGCAUGAAGCUAUCAGCUAGUCAGGUUCUCCCCUGCCCCACCUCCACCUCCUGCUUGCAGUACCUCCUGCUCGGCCUGCUCCUCAUCUGCCUGCUGUUAGGGGUGGCCACCAUCUGCCUGGGAGUGAGCUAUCUGCAGUUGUCUCAGCAGUCCCAGCAGGUGACCAGGAUUCUGGCAGCCACCAACAGCAGCCUGAGGCAACAGCUCCGGGAAAGGAUAACCAAGCUGGGGCAACAGGAGGAGGAUCUGCAGGAGUACAGGAGACAGCUGUCUCAGAGUCAGGAGAUGCUACAGGAGGAACAGAGGGUUCACCAGGUAGCUGAGCAGCAGCUACAGGCCUGUCAGUUGGAUCGGGAGCAGACCAAAGAGACCUUGAAAAGGGAAGAGGAACAGAGACAAGCCUUGGACCAGAGGCUGAACAGCAUGCAGAACAGACUGAAGUCCUUCUCCAUAUGCUCUACAUUAGCUCUCCAUCCCAUGUCAGUGCUGCUGCCUAUCCACACAGCAAAAUCCCAGGCUGAAGAUCAGUUGCAGACUUCUGCUUUGAUUGAACUUCCAGCUUUCACGGUUUUCCCACACUACUUCUACCUCACUGAGGCCUGCAACCUGUGGACUUGCAGUUCCUCCCAUUCUGCAAGCCAUUUCCUGCCUUCCCUUCUCCCUACCCAUGUUGGAUUCUGGGAUCCAUUACCCAGUCCUUUGUUCUCUUGUCCUACUGGUGCUUUGGACUGGUAAAGAUCAAAUGCUGGAUGAGCCCAACUGACCACUUAGCCCAGACUGGCACCAAGAUAUGACAAAUAGUGCAGUCAGCCUGCUUGGUGCCAUUAAAAAUCUAAGCACCACCUGGCAAGCUCUGCAGUGAUGGGCACCUUCUGUACUACCAUCCCCUCCACUUUCGGCAAGGGCCCUUCUCUGACUCCGUCAGAGAGCAAUUCCCUCAAAUUUCCAUCAGCACGGCUAUAUAUCCAUUUGCAUUUUUGCCCAUCUUGUCCUUUGCAAGGAUAAAUGCAAUAACUUUCUGAGGGCUUUCCCCAACUAUCCCACACCCCACCCAACACAGUCCAUUCUUCAUACUGAAGGCAGAAGAAUUCUUUAAGAACACAAACCUGAUCAUGCCACUCCAGGCUAAGUCAUGUCUUUCUAGUUAAUUAUAUAAACAGGUUAAUGUAGCAUGUGCUCAGACACCUGGAGACAUAGCUAGUGAGAAAAAUCCCCUUUUGUAAAACCCUAUAUUGAUUUUCUCUUCCUCAUAAUAUAAAAAUAAAGCCAGGCCUAGCCACUCAGGAUGGAGCUUCAAAGCCAGCCUGGACUGGAA